Molecule: messenger RNA, 3440 nt
Organism: Cygnus olor (mute swan)
Lineage: Eukaryota; Metazoa; Chordata; Aves; Anseriformes; Anatidae
Product: ryanodine receptor 1-like
Exons: 15
Biological process (GO): calcium ion transport
Cellular component (GO): Z disc; sarcoplasmic reticulum membrane; smooth endoplasmic reticulum
Molecular function (GO): protein binding; ryanodine-sensitive calcium-release channel activity
Source: RefSeq, a predicted model, not a curated record
GACAUCAAGAACAAGCGCAACCCGCGCCUGGUGCCCUACAACCUGCUGGACGAGCGCACCAAGAAGACGAACCGGGACAGCCUCUGCGAGGCCGUGCGCACCCUCAUCGGCUACGGCUACAACAUCGAGCCCCCCGACCAGGAGAGCCCCGCCCAGGGGGUGCCGCGGGGGCGCCCCGACAAGAUGCGCAUCUUCCGGGCCGAGCGGAGCUACGCGGUGCGCAGCGGCAAGUGGUACUUCGAGUUCGAGGCCGUCACCACCGGGGAGAUGCGUGUGGGCUGGGCGCGGCCCCACGUGCGCCCCGACAUCGAGCUGGGCGCCGACGAGCUCGCCUACGUCUUCAACGGGCACCGAGCGCAGCGCUGGCACGUGGGCAGCGAGCCCUUCGGGCGGACGUGGCAGGCGGGCGACGUGGUGGGCUGCAUGAUCGACCUGGCCGAGAGCCACAUCACCUUCACGCUCAACGGCGAGGUGCUCAUCAGCGACGCCGGCUCCGAGCUGGCCUUCAAGGACUUCGAAGUGGGCGACGGCUUCGUGCCGGUGUGCAGCCUGGGGCUGGAGCAGGUGGGGCGGCUGAACCUGGGCCAGGACGUGGGCAGCCUGCGCUUCUUCACCAUCUGCGGGCUGCAGGAGGGCUUCGAGCCCUUCGCCAUCAACACCAAGCGCCCGCUCACCCUCUGGUUCAGCAAGAGCCUGCCCCAGUUCGCCCCCGUGCCCCCCGACCACCCCCAGCUCGAGGUGACGCGGAUGGACGGGACGGUGGACGCGCCGCCCUGCCUGCGCCUGUCCCGCCGCGCCCCCGGCCCCCCCGCCGCCCCCCCCGAGCUGCUGUUCCUGCGCCUCAGCCUCCCGGUGCAGUUCCACCCCCGCUUCCGCUGCCCCCCCGGCACCACCCCGCUGCCCCAGGCCCACCCCGAGCCCCCCGACGACGCCGGCCUCGAGCCCCUCUCCGAAUUCGAGCGCCUCCGCCGCUCGGCCGGCGCCCGGCCCCCCGAGAGCGAAGGGGAGGGCGAGAAGCCCCCCGGGGGGGGGCCCGCAGCCCCGGCCCCCCGCGAGCAGCCCCGCGGGGAGAACGAGAAGGAUGCGACCACCGAGAAGGGCAAGACCCGGAGGGGGUUUCUGUUCAAGGCCAGGAAGACACCGUUUGCGCCCCCUCCGGCAGUGCCCACCGUCCCCCGCCUGGAGGAGGACGUGGUCCCUGACGAGCGUGACGACCCCGAGGUCAUCAUGAACACCACCACGUACUACUACUCGGUGCGGAUCUUCGCGGGGCAGGAGCCCUCGUGCGUCUGGGUGGGCUGGGUGACCCCCGACUACCACCAGCACGACGCCGCCUUCGACCUCUCGCGCGUGCGCACCGUCACCGUCACCAUGGGCGAUGACAAGGGCAACGUGCACGACAGCAUCAAGCGCAGCAACUGCUACAUGGUGUGGGGGGGCGAGUUCGCCAGCAGCACCCCCCAGGCGCGCGUCAGCCACAGCGACCUGGUCAUCGGCUGCCUGCUCGACCUGGCCACCGGGCUCAUGACCUUCACGGCCAACGGCAAGGAGAUCAACACCUUCUUCCAGGUGGAGCCCAACACCAAGCUCUUCCCCGCCGUCUUCGCCCUCCCCACCAGCCAGAACGUCGUCCAGUUCGAGCUGGGCAAGCUCAAGAACAUCAUGCCCAUCUCGGCCGCCAUGUUCAGCAGCGAGCGCAGGAACGCGGAGCCGCAGUGCCCCCCCCGGCUGGCCAUCCAGCUGCUGGCCCCCGUCACCUGGAGCCGCAUGCCCAACGAGGCGCUGGCCGUCGACACCGCGCGCAUCAGCGAGCGCCACGGCUGGGCCGUGCAGUGCUCCGAGCCCCUCGUCAUGAUGGCCCUGCACAUCCCCGAGGAGAACAGGUGCAUCGACAUCAUGGAGCUGUCGGAGCGCCUGGACCUGCUGCGCUUCCAGUGGCACACGCUGAAGCUGUACUGCGCCGUGUGCGCCCUGGGCAACAACCGCGUGGCGCACGCGCUCUGCAGCCACGUGGACCAGGCCCAGCUCCUCUUCGCCAUCGAGAGCCCCGAGCUGCCGGGGCCGCUGCGCGCCGGCUACUACGACCUGCUGCUGGCCAUGCACCUCGACGCCGCGCAGCGCGCCCGCGCCUCCAUGAGCGCCGAGUUCAUCAUCCCCAUGACCGAGGCCACCAAGAGCAUCACGCUCUUCCCCGACGGCAGCCGCGUGCCCGGCCCCCCCGGCGUGGGGCCCAGCGCCUGCCUGCGCCCCCAGCCCCAUUUCGCCGAGCCGUGCUUCGUGCUGGCGGCGGGCGGCGGGCGGGCGCUGCUCAGCCCCGGGGUGCCGCUGGGCGCGCUGGGCGCUCGGGCCAUCCGCAUGCUGGCCGAGGCGGUGGCCGGGGGGGGUCCCCACGCCCGGGACCCCGUGGGCGGCAGCGUGGAGUUCCAGCUGGUGCCGGUGCUGAAGCUGGUGUCGGCGCUGCUGGCCGUGGGCGCGCUGGGGGACGCCGACGUGCGCCGCGUCCUGCGCAUGAUCGAGCCCCGCGUCUUCGGGGAGCCCCGGCGGGAGGCGGCGGCCGGCGAGGAGGAGGAGGAGGAGAGGGAGGAGGAGGAGGAGGAGGAAGCACGGAAGAAGGCUAUUGAGGCCGGCGAGCUGGAGGAGGAGGAGGAGGACGAGGGGCUGGAGGAAGGGCUGCUGCAGAUGAAGCUGCCCGAGUCGGUCAAGCUGCAGAUGUGCAACCUGCUGCAGUACUUCUGCGACCGGGAGCUGCAGCACCGCGUCGAAGCCAUCGUGGCCUUCUCGGAGCGGCACGUGGAGCGGCUGCAGCGCGACCAGCACCGCCGCUACGGGCAGCUGAUGCGGGCGCUCACCAUGUCAGCUGCCGAGACCGCCCGGCGCACCCGCGAGUUCCGCUCGCCCCCCCAGGAGCAGAUCAACAUGCUGCUGCAGUACAAGGCGGGGGCAGACGAGGAGGAGUGCCCCGUGCCCGAGGACAUCCGCGACGAACUGCUCGACUUCCACAACGACCUGCUGGCGCACUGCGGCAUCGAGCUGGCGGGCGAGGAGGAGGAGGAGGCGGAGGAGACGUCGCUGCGCCACCGGCUGCUGGGGCUGGUGCAGAAGGUGGUGGGGCUGCACAAGAAGGCGCCCGAGGAGGAGGCGCCCCCCGAGGAGCCCCCGGUGCCCAGCACGCUGCAGGAGCUGAUCUCGCAGACGAUGGUGCACUGGGCGCAGGAGUCGUUCAUCCAGAGCCCCGAGCUGGUGCGCGCCAUGUUCAGCCUCCUGCACCGGCAGUACGACGGGCUGGGCGAGCUGGUGCGCGCGCUGCCCAAGGCCUACACCAUCAGCGCCCACUCGGUCGCCGACACCACCGAGCUGCUCGAGUGCCUGGGCCAGAUCCGCUCCCUGCUCAUCGUGCAGAUGGGCCCCGAGGAGGAGAACCUGAUGAUACAGAGCAUCGG